This is a messenger RNA of Danaus chrysippus (African queen), 1029 nucleotides long. The record is from the annotation of a GenBank genome assembly. Lineage: Eukaryota; Metazoa; Arthropoda; Insecta; Lepidoptera; Nymphalidae.
AUGUUCUCCCGCACGCUAAAGCCUGUCGCUUCUGUGACUAUCCAGAAUGGUUUCAAAAAUUUCUCCACUUCACCCCAGAAAAACUUCAAAGUGGUGGUUGCUGGAGCGGCUGGUGGAAUCGGUCAGCCCUUAGGUCUACUGCUGAAGCAGAAUAAACUAGUCACAAAUCUAGCACUAUAUGACAUUGCCCCGGUGACCCCGGGAGUGGCUGCUGACUUGUCCCACAUGGACACCCCGGCCAAGGUCAGCGGACACAAAGGACCAGAACAGCUAGCUGAUGCCAUCAAAUGUGCCGAUGUAGUGGUAAUCCCAGCUGGUGUUCCCCGCAAGCCUGGUAUGACUCGUGAUGACCUGUUCAACACUAAUGCUUCCAUCGUCCGAGACCUGGCCGCUUGUAUUGCUGAGAAAUCUCCAAAGGCUCUUAUAGCCAUCAUCACCAACCCUGUUAAUUCUAUGGUCCCCAUUGCCUCCGAAGUUUUGAAGAAGGCGGGUGUAUAUGACCCUAACCGUGUGUUUGGUGUGACCACUCUGGAUGUAGUCCGUGCUGCGGCCUUCAUCGGCGAAAUCAACGGUGUGGACCCUGGAUGUGUGUCGAUCCCAGUUAUUGGAGGUCACUCCGGGGUUACCAUCAUCCCAGUACUGAGUCAGUGCCAACCCGCUGUCAAACUAUCCGAUCAAAGCAAAAUAGAAGCUCUCACUAAGAGGAUCCAGGAAGCCGGCACUGAGGUAGUGAAGGCCAAGGCUGGUGGUGGAUCAGCGACGCUGUCGAUGGCAUACGCCGGUGCAAGACUUGUAUGCUCCCUGCUCAGGGGUCUCAAUGGAGAAUCAAACGUGAUUGAGUGCGCCUAUGUCAAAUCUGAUCUGACUGAGGCCUCAUAUUUCGCGAACCCGCUUUUACUUGGAAGAAAUGGAUUGGAGAAGAAUCUUGGCUUCGGUAAUCUUAACGAUUACGAGCAGGGGCUCCUCAAGGCCGCCAUCCCUGAACUACUGAAGAACAUCAAGACCGGAGAAAAAUUCGUCAAUAAGUAA